CAGUUCUCUCUGUCUGCCAAAGCUUAUGGACCAUUUCAACAAACUGAAUAGACCUUACUUCUGGAUUAAUUUUGAUAUUUUCAUAUCAGACCAACAUGAUCUCCUCAACAACAGUUCUCUCUGUCUGCCAAAGCUUAUGGACCAUUUCAACAAACUGAAUAGACCUUACUUCUGGAUUAAUUUUGAUAUUUUCAUAUCAGACCAACAUGAUCUCCUCAACAACAGGAGAAGACAACACUGGGGUCUCACAGAGUCUUGACAAUCUGGGAAAUCUACACAAAGGGAGGGAACCUCAAAGAAUCUACCAGUCAGAGCCUUUUCUUAAACCAGUCAUGUCCCUAAAGCAGGUGGGGUUUAUAAAGGCCAUUUUGUCAUCUUUCAAAUUUAAGUGCUCAGAAAGUGUCAGAGAGAAUAAAACUCCUGUGCCAAAGGAUUUAGAAAAAUCGAUGAAGAAAGGGCAGAUGUUCAUCAGAGACAACAGCAUAAGAAACCAGCCACAGAAAAACAAGUCUCAGUUGCCACACCUUACACAUCAGGAAGAGAAAUCUGAAAAAGCAGGUGGUUCGCAGAUUCCCAAGGCAGAAUGGAAAACCCUCACAAGAUCACCAGCCAAAGUGAUUCUGGAUCCGAACACUGCGAAUCCCACUCUCAAGCUCUCUGCGGAUGGACGCUCUGUGAGAACAAAGACCCACAAAGAGUUUCAUUCUGAAAAGAGUUACUAUGACUACCUCAGUCAAUACAAACAUAAGUAUGAUGGCUGGACGUGUGUCCAAGCUCAAGAAGGCUACAGUACAGGCAAACACUACUGGGAGGUAGAUGUAACGGGGAAAUAUGAUUGGAGAAUCGGUGUAGUGAAAGAGUCUGCACAACGUAAUGGCUUUACUAAACUGAACACAGCAGCAGGGUAUUGGACUCUGCGUCUGCAGGUCGGUUCUCUCAUGGCUCUGACUGAACCAGUCACCAAACUCAAUCAGGAGCCGCCUUCGAAGAUAGGAGUGUAUCUAGAUUUGGAGGAAGGUCAGCUUACUUUCUGUGAUACAAUGAAAAGGAAAGUUAUUUACACAUUUAAAGCAGAGUUCAGUAAGUGUGAGAAAAUUUACCCUGUGUUUGGAACCGUGGAGACAGAUCAACGUCUAAAGUGUAUCCAAACAUGACUUUUAACUGGUCUUUAUAUUGAUUGAAAUGUCCGAUAUUUAUAUCUAUGAGGGUUGUGGGGGAGCUGGAGUCAAAUCCCAGGUGACUUUGUGUGAGAGGCAGGGUACACACUGAGCAUGUCACCAAUUUAUCACAGGGUUAACACAGAGAAAAACAACCAUACCCAUUCACAUACACACAUUCACGUUUGUAGCCACACAGUUUAUUCUAUUAGAAUCAAUUGGUAGGUGGACCCCAAACUUGCACUUUUUUUUUUUAUGAACGAACUACAAACAUUGCACAUGUAUUUUAAAAAAAGCUACAAUUUUAUAAUUUAUAGAUUUUCAUUUUCAUUUUCUCACCAAAUUCUUUAAUGAAAUCCGCAAUUGCAUAAUAUAGUUCCAUGUUAUUUUUGUGGCUGUAAAUUGGCUUUAUUGAACACUGCUGAUUUUAAAUGUAGUAUAUUAAAUGGCGGGUGGCACGGUGGUGUAGUGGUUAGCGCUGUCGCCUCACAGCAAGAAGGUCUGGGUUCGAGCCCCGUGGCCGGCGAGGGCCUUUCUGUGUGGAGUUUGCAUGUUCUCCCCGUGUCCGCGUGGGUUUCCUCCGGGUGCUCCGGUUUCCCCCACAGUCCAAAGGCAUGCAGUUUAGGUUAACUGGUGACUCUAAAUUGAGCGUAGGUGUGAAUGUGAGUGUGAAUGGUUGUCUGUGUCUAUGUGUCAGCCCUGUGAUGACCUGGCAACUUGUCCAGGGUGUACCCCGCCUUUCACCCGUAGUCAGCUGGGAUAGGCUCCAGCUUGCCUGCGACCCUGUAGAACAGGAUAAAGCGGCUAGAGAUAAUGAGAUGAGAUGAGAUAUUAAAUGGCAUUUAUUGUGUAAGCUAGUCUGUACACUCAAGAAAUGUGAAAGAAAUUACACUUUUUAUUGUGAAAAUAAAUUGUACUUUGUAAAAA
Messenger RNA from Neoarius graeffei (lesser salmon catfish), 2084 nucleotides. Its product is annotated as butyrophilin subfamily 3 member A1-like. Lineage: Eukaryota; Metazoa; Chordata; Actinopteri; Siluriformes; Ariidae. Bases 207 to 1154 code for a protein of 315 amino acids. The record is from RefSeq and is a predicted model, not a curated record. Gene Ontology annotation, molecular function: protein binding. The transcript has 9 exons.